AUGGAACUUGAAUCAGCAAUGAGAAUAUCAUUUAAUGGUUCAAAAUCCAAUAUUAAAAAAACGAAUCUAAAAUCAUCAAAUGAAUUUCAAUUAAGUAGAUCACCAAUUACAUUUAGUUCAGGUACAGAAGAUUCUGGAUCAACAGAUGAAGAUAUAUUCAAGUUGGCAAAAGAUCUGACAAAUACGUUUGGUACGUUGUUGGGUGAUACCGAUCAACCACCACCUUUUAGCGAUGUAAUAUUUCGUGUCAAAGGCAGACGGUUCUUUGCCAGUAAGAUCAUGUUGGUUUCGAGAAGCGAGUACUUUAAGGCAAUGUUUACAGGUAGUAUGAAAGAGUCGAGCGUCAAGGAGAUCACUCUCGAAGGUGUUGAACCCGAUGUAUUCUAUAUUGUUUUACGUUAUAUUUGUAUUGGUAUAUUGGACUUGGACUUUGAUAUACGUAUCAUCGGUUCGAUCUACAACUACUGUGAUCUGCUCGGUUUGAAUCGUGGCAAGGAGUUGGCGCUUGGCAUCAUGACCAAGUCGGCCAACGCCUACAUGGCAAAGCCAGACAUUGACGGAGCUCUUCAGCUCUGGGAUUCGGCCAAUCGCAACAUGAUAUCGAUCGAGAGUAUUCACCCGCAUCUGCGUGCAUUCAUCAUUCAAUACGCAUCGAUGAUACUCUAUAGCGAUCUCUUUAUGGUGAUGUCCGAGAAGACGGUGUGCGAUAUGCUGAGAAACGAUGGUUUGCGUAUGGAGGAACUCGAUAUAUUAGAGUGUGUAGUCGAUUGGUGUCGUGUCAACAGUCCGGCAACCGCAACAUCCUCGCAAGCAAAAGACAACAAUACUCUUAGUAACAGUGGUAAACGUAAUAGUAUGAGCUAUAGCGAUCGUAGCAGACGAUCUCAUGACGAUGGUGAAUCAACCGGUAGUUGCAGUAGUAGUAGAUGUAGUAGUCGUCGAGGUUCAAUUCACGAAAAGGAAACCGGUGACAUGAAUAGAACAGAUUCUCACAGUGAAACCGGUGAAUCAUUUUCUGGUUCCGAUGCAAAUGAUGAAAGUGAUUAUGAUGACGAUGAUUUCACUGAUGAUGAUGAUAAAGAAGAUAGUGCAAAUGAUGAUUAUUAUUUUGCUGAACAGGAUGAACAAGUAGAUGAAUAUGAUGAAACUAUAGAUAGAAAUCUAUUAAAUAAAUUAUUACCUUUGAUUAGAUGGGAAAAUAUGAAUAUUGGAGAAGCUUUUGAAAGAUUAGAUAAUUUACAUAUUAUAUCUGAAAAAGAUAUUACAAAUUUAUUAAGAGGAAUUAUUAGAGCAAAUAGAGGAGAAGCUUUUCAAUUCUUGGGAUAUCAUUAUAGAAGACCACGUAAUCUAAGAAAACGUGCAUAUCCUUUGGAAUUUUUGAUGGGUAUAAGUCAACCUUUUGAUGCACCACAAGUUACCAAUGAAGUGAUAGCGUUGAACCCUUUCACUCAAGAGUUUGGACAGACCUCCAAUCAAUUCCUUUAUCGUAUCAAGAAAGAUAUUAAACUACCUGCAAACUUGGAGAGAUUCACCUUUAAGGAUAGAGAAUUUUUUGUACAAUUAAAAGAAAGAGAAAAGGGUCAACUCGCUGUAUACUUGGCAUUCGGUCAAAAGAUUACAAAGCCACUGGCUAUCAGUGUAUCCGCUAGUAUCAUUGGUUUCAGAUUCCAAGACUCCAUCGAAUUCAACUACAAAAAGAUGUUUGAAGAAGGCUUUGACAGUGCAUGGGGUUGGCCUCGUUUCAUUAGUUUAGAAGCUCUUCAAAAAGAUAAAUAUACUCAUUAUGGUGAUAGUUUUGUAAUGUUGGUUGAUCUUACAAGGAUUGGUGUUGGUUGA
Molecule: messenger RNA, 1836 nt
Organism: Heterostelium album PN500
Lineage: Eukaryota; Evosea; Eumycetozoa; Acytosteliales; Acytosteliaceae
Gene: triA
Product: BTB/POZ domain-containing protein
Exons: 6
Coding region: 1-1836 (611 amino acids)
Molecular function (GO): protein binding
Source: RefSeq, a predicted model, not a curated record